ACGUCAGCACCUUCCUAAAUGCCUGACGUCGACACCUGAUUUCUCCAUCCUUACGUUUCGCCCUUUCAUAGCUCCACGUCUCUCUCUCUCUCUCUCUCUCAAUCCUCUCCGUCGAAUUCCUCCGAAUUCUGUAGAGUCACUGGGGCCAACCAAAAGUUUCGUUUUCAGUCUUCCCAGUCGGUUAUGUCAGAGUCCGGAGGUGAAGAAUCCAGUCAACAAGGUAAGCGGAAGGUUAAGGCCGAUGAAAUCGGCGGAGAGGAGCUUCAGCUAGCGGCGGAGGACCCCCUGCUCGUCUUCGGUUCGGAAAUCAUGACGAUUAUUCUCGCCGAGCUCGACUUGCGUAGCGUCGCGGAAGCUCGUCUCGUUUCUCGCGGCUGGCAGGCCAUUGCUUCCGCCGACAGAAUUUGGGGUCCCAAGGAGAAGAAGGCUCUGUACUCAAGAGAUAGAGGCAUGUUAUGUUAUGGUUUCAGAAGGGCCUGUCACUUCGUAUCAAAUGGUGGGGUGAACGUACCUUGCGCAAGUGAGAACACUGGAAAAUCGGAGAAGGUGGCUGAGAAUCUAUACGCCGACGUGUGGACAGACUUCCAGAUGUUGCACGCUAUCUGCAAGCGCAUGCAGCAACGCCUUGCCACAUGGUCCAGCUAUCCGUCCCCACCACCAUCUCUGCCCUUGCUCGUCGUGAUAUCAACUGGCAAGAGUCACAAGACAGUCAAUGUGCCAUUAUCAUCGGCAAGUGGCCAACUGAUCCGGAGAAAGCACCAAUUCUUUCAUUCAUAUCUAGAUGUUGCGUCUAGCAUGCUUGUGCCCUCAGCCCAGGCUUCGGUUGUGAUUUCCACAGCCGUUGCGCCACCACAACCCCUACUGUCAGCCCAAAAACUCACACUGCAGCCUGACUGCGUGGCCACCGCCGCUGGUUCCACCUCUUGACAUUGUAACAACAACUUUGGCAACAUGUCAAGAGUUAUGGUUGGAUAAGGCACAUAUACCACGCGUAGCAAAGGUUGAAGGACUUCCAAAGAUGAUUGCUACAUUGCUCUCAAUC
Molecule: messenger RNA, 1042 nt
Organism: Salvia hispanica
Lineage: Eukaryota; Viridiplantae; Streptophyta; Magnoliopsida; Lamiales; Lamiaceae
Source: RefSeq, a predicted model, not a curated record